This is a messenger RNA of Dermochelys coriacea (leatherback sea turtle), 9272 nucleotides long. RefSeq names its product RAB27B, member RAS oncogene family (gene RAB27B). Gene Ontology annotation, molecular function: GTPase activity; GTP binding. Gene Ontology annotation, cellular component: secretory granule; melanosome. Gene Ontology annotation, biological process: melanosome transport; positive regulation of exocytosis. Lineage: Eukaryota; Metazoa; Chordata; Testudines; Dermochelyidae. The record is from RefSeq and is a predicted model, not a curated record. Bases 283 to 939 code for a protein of 218 amino acids. The transcript is spliced from 6 exons.
GCUGGUGGCAUGUGUGCAGAACAUCAAACAGGGCAGAGCCUUUAACAAAGGGUGGAGUUUAGCAGUUAGUGCCUGCAGUUGAGUCACACGCAAGACUUGCCCGAGGUCAGUUCCUUACAUCCGUGUCCAGGCGCUCAGGGCACGCCUUCUUCUCCUCCAAGCCUUGCAGACAGAAAGUCAGGCUUGCGCCCAGGGGUGGUGCUAAACCAAACUUCAACUCCUUCGCUGCCCCGGGAUCUACCGAAGCGCUCGGGACUAUCACAGUUCAUAAAAAUCAGCACUAUGACUGAUGGGGACUAUGACUAUCUGAUCAAACUCCUGGCCCUAGGGGAUUCUGGGGUUGGGAAGACGACAUUCCUUUACAGAUACACAGACAACAAAUUCAACCCAAAAUUCAUCACAACAGUAGGAAUAGACUUUCGGGAAAAACGUGUGAUAUACAAUAGCAGAGGACCAAAUGGAUCUCCAGGAAAAGCCUUUAAGGUCCAUCUACAGCUUUGGGACACUGCUGGGCAGGAAAGAUUUCGAAGUCUCACCACAGCAUUUUUCAGAGAUGCCAUGGGCUUUUUAUUAAUGUUUGAUCUCACCAGUCAACAGAGCUUCUUAAAUGUCAGAAACUGGAUGAGUCAACUGCAAGCCAAUGCGUACUGUGAGAAUCCCGAUAUAGUAUUGCUUGGUAACAAGGCUGACUUAUCAGAUCAGAGGGAAGUCAAUGAGAGACAAGCAAGAGACCUUGCAGAUAAAUAUGGCAUACCAUACUUUGAAACAAGUGCAGCUACUGGGCAAAAUGUGGAUAAAGCUGUGGAAAUGCUCCUGGACUUGAUAAUGAAGCGCAUGGAACAAUGUGUUGACAAGACACAAGUGUCGGACACAGCCAAUGGAGGAAGCUCGGGGAAGCUAGAUUCAGCAAAGCCAGAGGAGAAAAAGUGUGCCUGCUAGACUUCACCUCUAAACUGUGAGAACCAAUAAGAAUAUUUGAUCUACCACUAAAUUCAAACCUGGCCAUGCACAGAAACAAAGUUGUCUUGUUUGGGUUUUUGCUUUUCUCAAGAGAACUGAGUUUUCAGAGAGGCUUCUGUGCUGGAACAAAUAUUCCUGAUAUGGCACCAUGGAAGAGCUAAGAGUCCUCAUCUUUAUCUUAACACAGUCAGACUAGAAAAUGUAGGAGAGCUGUUCCCUCCUUCCUUGGAUGGAGAAAAAACUAUUGUUUCUAUGGGGUGGGGGAGAAAUAAUUAAAUUGAAUAUCAUGAUAAACUAAAAAGGGGGUACUUUGUAGGUCUCUGUCUUAAAUGAAUCUUGCUUCUUUAUACUACUUUGUAUUUACGUCAGAGACCAGGCAUUUGCUCAAGUGGAGAUAUGAGUAAAGAGAAUUUUAUGUGGUAUAUUAAGAAUGACCUUAUUACUUGCACAACGCAAGCAAUGGUGUGACUGACUGGUGAUGAUUUAGUGUGUGAGGAGAAAGGGGUGGAGGCUAUCUUUUUAAAAUGAAACUAGGGAAACAUGCAACAUUUAUUUGUGUUGCUAGUAAAUAAUCAAGCAGGGUUUGGAGGGUUAGGGAGAAGAUACUCAAAUUCCAGCAUUACAUGGAAAAGUGGCAACACUUACUGUUUGAGGACGGCAGAAUGCAUUUCGUGGAGUGUCUUGCAAAUUUCACCAUAAGCAAAAGCAUUCUUUGCUAAUCAAAAAAAAAAUCGGUGUUCGACACGGCUGUGUGCAUCACAUAGGGCAUACAAAGGGAAUUGUGAAAAUGGUAUCACUGUCUAUAAAAGAGUUGCAAAAAAUGUAUAGCACUUACUGAUUCUCUAAAAGAUUAUUCAGUUGUUGACUGGGAACUCACCACCUGCCAUGAUUUGUGAUGUUGCCAGUAUGCUUUGCUUUGUUUUCAAAUCAGCACAACAUUCUCGUAUACAAAAUAGACUAGAAAGUGAUCCUCCUUGUAAAAUACUUCUAAGUGGGGAUUUGGAAUGCCAACAUAUUAAAUGUGAUCUAACACUAGAUAAAAUAUAUUGUGUAGAGUCUAUAGAAAUGGGGUGGAUGGCAGGUAAUUAGAAGGCACUGCCAGUUGCAUUAAAAAGUAAAGCAGGAAGGUAAAAUGUAACUUUUUGUAUUGUCUUAGUAUCUCUGAGUAUGGAUGAGAGAAGGAAUGAGAGUUCUAUUACAACAAUGUCUCAUCACUGGCUUCUCAUUUAAAUGCAAAGAAUACACGAAAAUAUUUAGGCUUUACUUUUUUUAAAUUGUUAAGGAUCUAACAACAUAUUUAAAGGACUCCAUGAAUUUGUACUUCCAGACUAACUUUUUUAAAAAUCACUCCAGGGAAAAACGUUUCACGGAAGAGCUCCGCCAAAGAGCAAAACUAAAUUGGUUGGGUUGGGGGAGAUGGUGGAAGGGAGACAGACUUCCUCUGCUUUAAACAUAAAGCAAAUGUGAGGUUUUCAGUUUGUUUUUGAAGCACUGUGAUUCUGAACCAAUUAAGCUUUCCAGGUGGCUGGUCCACAAACUAUCUGAUUUAAUACCUUUUUUGGGAAAAUAUUGUGGGUUUACCAGCUGCUUUGGUGACUGGGCAUCACACUUCCUGCCCAUCCCUCCCAAUGAUAUUUACUGAAAGAUUUGGCAUGUAGACAGGGCAGAUGGUCUGACAAUAAGGGUAGCCGUUUUUGUAGGUUGAGUAACCAAAUAGCCCCUGUAAACAAAUUGGAGAGAGAAAAUCAGUUUGCUAAGUGUCUAAAUGAAGACAUACUCUAUGCAGCAAGUUCUGAAAUACCUGCUGCCCUUUUGUAACCCAUAAAAAGCACAUGUUACACAUGAACUUCAGUGGCUGCAGGACAGACACUGUUAUAAUUGGUAGCUAUUGCCUAGGCAAAAACUAUAAAUGUUGGAGUAGGCUGUUUAAAUUUCAAGUACAGUCCCACAAAAUUGAGGAAAAUUGAGUUAGUGGAGUUUCUCUUCCUUUAAAUACUACCAGAGCUUUGGAGGACUUAACUGAACAAAGUCUGUGAUAAGGGUAGGAAUGGUUGUAACCUGGGAUUUCCUGCCUCAUUAUUUUUAUUUUAUUUUUUCCCUAAAUCCUCAGCCAGGUAGAAUCAGUACUUAAUUUACAGUGUCUGGUUUUUCCCAUUCAAACAGGGUGAGGCGGCCAGCCCUCUUGAAAACAUGGCUUUUGCCCUCAUGUUAUCCAAAGCAGACUGCUCUACAGCAGGACCCUGUAAUCCUCCCCUUUUAAACUCCAUUGCAUGACAACUCCCAAGGGAAAGGGCUGUCUCAGAACUGGUGUUCCUUCUAAAUUUAACUGUUCUAAGACAUUCCACUGCUUGAGGGUGAAAUGUGCAACAAUCACAACUUGAAGGGCUCCCUAGGCCAUGGGAGCUUGACCCCCCCCCCCCACCACCACCAUCGACUCACCCCAGGUCACGCUGGAGGGUGACCCAUUGUGGGACCUGACAUGGCUAUUACCCAUUUGGGGCACACUCCAGAGCUCCCCCCAUGAGGUCACAGCACAAUGCAGCAUGACCCAGCUCCAAUUACCCUGCCCCACCUGGCAGGUCAGGAUGGGCUGAUCUCAAAGCCAGGGCAGAAACUUUCCAGCCUCUGUGCAAAGCUUCCAGCCAGGCAGCUCCUCCCCAUGCUCUGCACACAACUGCAGCAGGUACCCCAGGCCUCCCCCUACCCUGGAUUAGUCAGCACCGGGCCCCAGUUCUUCCAGCAGGGCCUGCUGGUCCCUCCCCAGGAGCUUUAGCAUUUGUACGGCAGGUAAGUGGUCAGUUCAUUGGCAGGAAGCCAUGUCAUUGCAACACUUUGUUGGGGGGAUGACAGCAUUUCCUGCCAAUACAGCACUUCUUCCCCCCCAUUUCAUUCCAGUCACUCGAACUUGGACUUGGCCCUGUCCCACCUUCCUCGUAUGUUAAGCAGCAGCAGGAGGCCCAGGCCGACCUUAGCCAGUGACAUUGCUUGCGUACUGUAGUUGAGACUGGUAGGCAGUUGAGUAUGGCAUAGUCUCUCUAUUGCCUUAACAUACUAGCUCAUUGAAAAAGCUCUUAUCAAUUUUUAAUGAUCCCAGUCUUGCUGCCAUCAUAAAUUAUUUUCAUAUAUUAAUGUGGUUGGGCUGGUAGCCACCAAACCAUAGUGUGGAGGGAGGGAAAGAAAAGUAAAUCUAUACCUUAGAUACAAAGUUUUGCUGAGUAGCAUUCAGCUACUAUUUAAAAUUAACUACAAAGCAGUUAGUAGCUGAUUUGGAGAACUCCCAGAUUCAUUUUUUCCAUAAGAAACUAGAUAACUUCCUUAUUUCUUAAGUCUCCCCAGCUUGCUUCCAUUUCCCCACACCCUUCUUGUUCCUCCUAACUACUGUUUUUAGGGUCAGGUUCUAGUGGAGAGAAGUCUGCUAUAUUCGUGUAAUAGCCUUUGGGGCCUGAUUCUAACUACUGAGCAGAUGCAAUCCCCAUUCACUUCAAUGGGUGAUUUGAGAUGAUGAGAUUCUCAUUGGGCUCACUCCUUUGUGUUAGUGAAGAUGUCUCCAUUGCUGCAUGCAAUGGAAGUGAGAGUUUCCAUGUUAGUGUCCUUUUUACUGUAAGCUACCCUGAAAUGCUUAUCUUGAGAGCAGUGUGUCUUAAGCUCUUAAAGUGCCUGUAUCCAGUGGAAUUCUAAUGUAGUGAAGUCUUACCCUACUGCCCCAACUCCCUCCCUUAACCACUUCCUAUAAGAAAAGAGGGGACAUGGCUGCAGUUGCCAUUUGAAGCCUUUUCAAUUUUUCACUAUCUGGAGGUUCACUAUGCACAGAUCCCACUAUGUAACUUUUCCAUAACUGAUAAUGUACUGAGUUGACCAUACCGAGUGACGCAUGACUGGUUGUGACUCAUUUGUGCACCAAUUAGUUUCCAAUCUCUACGUUGCAGCUGAGACAUUAAUAGAAUAGUUCAAUAUCUACACAGAUGUGGUGCUGAAGUAGAGAACUCAGUCCCUUGCCAUGACACUCAUAUUUACCAGUUCAAACUCUUUAAAUUUUCAUUCUGAACUGCUACAGAGUGUAGCAGCUGCAAAACCUGUUUUUUUACACCAGUAUUCUUUGGAGCACUGCACUUGAGCAUAAUCCUUCCUUCAAAUACCCCUAGGACCACAUGGCUCUAAAAUGAAUUCACUUUCAUGUACCAUUUCCAUCAAGAAGUAACCACUCUCUCAUUUUCAAGUAAUCUAGACUCGGUAUUUCAACUUUGCUAUUGCAUAAAUUAUGUGGUAUCCAGUUGGAUCAGAAGCUCAACAUCUGCUUUAUGUACAAACACAACCUAGCUACAAGCCUUCUAACUAUCCCAAAGGCAUUGGAACAAUGACUCCUGCAGUUGUACAUGUGUAUACAUAAGUACUUAAUAUCAGUAUAAGCCUUCUGCUCCUGCUAACCUUUGUUUCUAAAUUUAAUUCACAAAUUAAUCACUGUGUCCUGCUGGUUUCUCUGUCUUCUCCCCUAGAAAUGUGUGCCUCCCUCCAGAAUUCCCCUCCUUAAUACCCUUUUUUGUAACACUCUUCUAGGUAGUGCUCAUUUCUGAGUUUGCAGUAAUACAUGGUGCUAUGCGUGAGCCAACCCUGACCAUGGUAAUUACUUAAUCAAGGAAUGACAUGCAGCACCCAAGAUGAUAAUACUGCCAAACCUAUGUAGAUCUGAUUUUCAAGGACUCUAAACCCAGCAACAAUGUGCUGAUUUCUUUUUCUUUGAUUUGAAUCAGGUAUGUCUUAGGUUCAUCGACUCUCUUCAGAGGUAGCCUCCAGGCUUUGUACAAAUCAGAGGUCAUCAGAUUUUUGUCUCGUAUGUUUUCUUGUUCAUCUCCAUCCAUGCUCAAUUAACUUUUUGAUCUACUGUAGGGUCAGAAAUCAUUUCUUAACUCCAGGUAGUAGUCCAUUAUUUCUUCCUGAGUAACAUUUCUUCCUGUUACUAGUAUCUACAAGUAUUUUGUCCUCCUAAUCUGAAGCAUGAAUGUAAAAUUGUGACAUUAUUUAAUACACUAAGCAACCCCACAGCAUUGUAUGAAGACUUAUUUCAGAAUGGUCAAAAACAAGAAUGUAUUAUUAAAAAAAUCUUUGUUUCCUGUAACCUUCACCCCAGCCUUCAGUUCCAGCUGUUGAAGUGGAACAAUGGGUUAGAAAAAUACCAGUGCAGAUGGGUAAAUACACUUUAAGAAAAAAAGUCAUUGUUUUAAGCUUCUGAAAUAAGUGGUGCUCUGCUGCAUGAAAACUACCAUUUUGAGAGUCCAUAAAACUCAAGUAGGAAAUAUUUUAGACAAACCAACCUUCUCAGCCAUUCCCCAAAGCUGAAAGUCCUCUUAGCCAAAGUUAUCCAUUUAAUCCUGGUUCUCAAUCUCCAGCAUCCUUUAUUUGUUCUAAAUUAGUCUUAUUUUCUAUCUCUAGCCUGAAUUUUAAGGGUCUUCCAAUGCAUCUGUGGGAAAAUGAAGGAUGAUUGAUCUGGUGGCACUCGAAUCAAAAACUUCUUUGCAAAUAUAGAAACCUUUUUCUGCAGUGAGUAUACAAUAGCCAUGUUUACAUUGCUCUAAAAUGAUGUCUCAGCUGCUUCUAUGACCAAAAGCUUCUUAAAUCCUUCAUUGUCACCUAUGUAAUCUGCAUGUUACAUCCUCUACAGGUGACAUUGUCCUCAAUACAGGAGCCCAAACAUGGACGAGUGCACUACUUAAAUCUCAGAGUUUAAGGGCAUAAGAAGGGUGCACAUAGUACACAGGUUUUCCAUAGUGACGUCUUCAUGGGGGUUGAGUCUGUCUCUAAGAUUACCCCUAGAUUAUAGACCUGACCUAAAAUGUUCACCGGGUCUCCAACUCGGCAAAGUGGUUAAGAAUAUGCCAAAGUGCUUUUCUGAAUCAAGAGCUGGGGCACCUUUAUGGAGAGAAGUAGAACUGCCAGAGUAGAAUAACCGUAGUUCAAAUCCUUAAAAAUGCAACUGGGUAGAAAAGACUUACUUUUUUAAACUAUGUAAGCUUGUGAACAGGGUUGUUUUGAUUUCUUUUUUUACUAUCCAGUUAUUUGAAAAACUAUUAAAUCAGCACUGGGGAAAAUGUUAAGUGUUUUUAACAUUUAACAUUUAACAACAUUAACUUGUCUCAAAGAUUGGUUGCAGCCUUAAGCAUAUGAUUUCUAUUGAUAUAAUGUAAAGAGUAUAGCCACUCACCUGUUUGUGUGGCAGCAGCACUGCCUGUGCUGAACUGUUCCAGGAUUAGACUCCUACUCAAGGUGACAGCAAAAAAGAGUUUGAACUUAAAAUGCUCUUCUACGUUUUGUAACUUACUUACUUUACAUCAUUAUGAAACCUAGUAUUAGUUCCCCCUUUUUCUGUAAAAUACAUCCAUCUGUCUAACUUUCUAUGCUAAUUCUUUUGUUCUAAUUUUGACCUUUUUCCCCAAAAUUAGAAUGUGAAACAAACAAAACUUUAAAAUGCACAGGGUGGAGAAUUUACUGCAAUUGCCGCUGUCAAUUUAUGUAAGCCCCAAAUGCUAUCUUUCUUUGAGGACUACAAAUCCCAUGUUUGCUCUUUAGAGCAUACCCUUUUAUGUUUAAAAAGAUACUGUUAUCUCUGAAAAUAUAUUGGGUCUCCAAAGAUGUACUUGGGUUGCUAAUAGCCUAAACAUGUCUUUAACUAAAACUUGCCUACAUAAAUAUAUAAAAUUCCUUGUGUAUGGUACCAUUGCCAUUGAAGGCAAGAAAGCACUUUUCUGGAGCUUGAAAUAAAGACUUUCUCUAAAAGAUGUGAAAAGGAAUGUAGAUAUUCCAUUUUUCUUGUGGUGGGUCAUAGGUGCCUUUUCAACAGUUACUCCCAUUUCUCCACGACUAUGUAGAUGAGACUGAUUGAUAUGCUGUACCAAAAAUCCACAAAUUAUUUGUCUUACAACAUGUAGUUGAGAGACGCUGCCAUUAGCUAUACUGCUAAUUUUGUAAAAUCUGUUGCCUUAGAAAUAUUUUGUGAAGGCUAAAUCUUAGUUAAAAUUUUGAAUAUGUAAAGAAUUAUCAAACACUUGUUUAGAGUUUAGAUAACACUGGGCCAUUAGACUAACUAUAGAAAAGAUAUAUAAUAGAGAUAUUUUGAUACCUGCUUGACAGCAAAUAUUUCAAAACCCGUUUCACUCAAAGUGGAGAGUUCAUCUCCUAAAAUUAAUACUGUAAGGCUUACAAAUAGAUCCCUUGAUCAACAUCCAGCCUCUAGAAACAUAGAACCAAAAUAUCCAGCUAGAACUGUACUUCCAAUAGUAAUCAAACCUAGCUGUGAACUGUCUUAGACACUUAAAGAAUUCUGCUUUCUUUAAUGGAGCCACUUGUAUCAGUGGUGCCAUAACUGAAGGAUCCUGGUAAUUAGACAGGAAACAGAAAUUAGCAACUGCUACUCUAGUACCGGUACAAAACACUAUAUAGAGAUUUCAGGCCUCAUUCUGAUUUUGCUCAAAACUGCAUUUUUACACUGGUGUAACUCCAAAGAUGGUCCAUUUGAAUCAAGUAAGACCAGGCUUGCAAUAUCUUUUGGGGUGUAUUUUCAACAGGAAACUGUUUUCAUAGCUGCUUUCCUGUCAUCAAUAACAUGUAAGCCAUCUGCUCUAUACCCCUCCUAUCACUGCCUAUAGGACAAUUUUUGAACCAGAGACAAGGCAGUCAGCUGAGAACCAUCCCUCUGGCUGGUGGACAGAUCUGUUUUUAGAUUGAUUUUUUUUUUUUCUUUUUAGGUCUAUAUUUGCUAGUUCAGGGAAAUACAGAUGGUAACUCAUUGUGUGCUUUUUUUUUUUGUAUGGUAAUUUAAAAAUGGAAAAUAUUCUUUAGAAAGCAUACCCUAAAGGGGUCAAGCCUCAUUGCUCAAUAGGGCUUUUAAUGUACAUACUGUAUACUCUGAUACCAAUUGUAUCUCACUGGACCUUUAUUUAUGGAAGUCAAAUUUUUUUGUUAAAGGUAACCGGCCAACAAAUGCUAACAAUGUUUAUUGUUACCUUUAAAUGUUCCGUUAUGUCACCUUAAGCAUGUUUUAUGUUUGUCUUUGCAACAGAUCUGUAAACGUUAUGCCUAGUGAUAUGAAUGUGAUUUUAAACUCAUGAACAUAGUAUUUUUAUUAUAUAUGCCCCUUGAUAGACUGUGGUGCCUGCAUAACACUGUUAACAUUAUUUUGUUGUACCAACUUACUGAUGGCUUCAAAAUAUAUUGUCCAAUGAUUCUCUGGUGUCUGGGUUUGUAUGAUAUGGUCAAGGAAUGUAAUCCUGUGAUUCAGUUUCUGCACUGCUCUUUUCAAAAUAAAAAUGCAUUUUAUAUCU